This is a messenger RNA of Amphibalanus amphitrite, 1122 nucleotides long. Its product is annotated as putative nuclease HARBI1. Lineage: Eukaryota; Metazoa; Arthropoda; Thecostraca; Balanomorpha; Balanidae. Bases 25 to 1122 code for a protein of 365 amino acids. The record is from RefSeq and is a predicted model, not a curated record. The transcript is spliced from 6 exons.
GCUCUUGUCUUUCAUCUUCGAGUCAUGACGGAAGGACCGUUACGUGAGCUUCAGGAAGAAGAAGUAGAGAUGUUGCUCCACUUAGAGGAGGAGCAUGCCCAGGCAGUGGCAGCAUUACUCAAUGGUGAAGAUGAAGAAAUGCCUGAAGAAAUACUUCAUCACAUCCAGGAUAUAAGAGAUGAUCAAGCUGAGAGAGUGAGAGCGAGAGGCUAUGUGGUAGCCACUGUACCAGCCUACCUUGAUGAUGACUUCCGUGGGCAUUUCCGGAUGACUCGACACCAGGUGCAGCAACUGCAGGAGGACUUGGGCGCGGCAGGGGCGUACGCCGAAGACCAUGGCGGAAGGGAGCCCAUUUCUCCAGGCAAAGCACCAUUGGUCCUUCUGUGGACUUUAGCCAAUCAGGACACUAUUCGGAGCAUUAGUGACAGGUUCGAUCUUACCAAGUCGAGUGUAAUACGCUCGAACCGACGCUUGACGAAUGCGAUCGUAAACGACCUGCUCGGAGAACACGUGAAGUGGCCAAACAACACUGCAGCUGGUGCGAUCGACUGUGCUGGGGGCAUCGAGAUUGUGGGGGCCAUCGAUGGCUCUCACAUCCCGAUCUCCCAGCCAGUCGAGGACCAGGAGGUCUAUGUAAAUAGAAAGGGCUUCCACUCUUUGGUUCUCCAAGCGGUCUGCCAGGCUGACACGCGCUUCAUUGACGUGUUAACGGGAUACCCGGGCUCGGUUCACGAUGCCCGGGUAUUCCGUAACUCUCCCUUGUGCCAGGCGCUUCCCAGACUGUGUCCCGAUGGUGAAAGUGUCAUUCUAGGAGAUAGUACAGCUUUCGACUGGGUUGACAACGCUACUACGGUGAUAAAUCUGCACCAGCUCACGCCAACUAGUGUUUUGUUCCACACAACAUUCACAUUGUACCACCAAAUAUCUCUGAACUCCGCCAAGUCAGAGUACGCACAGCGAUCUGGUGGAAAUUCCUCUUUGCAGUUUGGUUGGAAAAUCCGGCAUCAGGCCCAGCCCCAGCACCAGCACAAACUUCACAUCUACCCUAGUCGUCUGGUGCUUGAUCUGGUAACGGGUCUGCUGGACCGAGUAUGGGACCGGGACCGGAUCUGGGGCCGCUGA